Messenger RNA from Nicotiana attenuata, 2978 nucleotides. Its product is annotated as probable linoleate 9S-lipoxygenase 5. Lineage: Eukaryota; Viridiplantae; Streptophyta; Magnoliopsida; Solanales; Solanaceae. Bases 58 to 2655 code for a protein of 865 amino acids. The transcript has 9 exons. Gene Ontology annotation, molecular function: oxidoreductase activity, acting on single donors with incorporation of molecular oxygen, incorporation of two atoms of oxygen; protein binding; metal ion binding. The record is from RefSeq and is a predicted model, not a curated record. Gene Ontology annotation, biological process: lipid oxidation.
UUUAUUUCAACUCAAAAACAUAUCUUUAGGACUUGUUCUGUAUCUCCAUUUUGUUCAAUGGGGAUCUUUCCACCAUGUUGUACAGAGGUACUGGAGAAAAUGCUGGAAAUGGUUUGCGGGAAGCAGCAUGAUGUUCCAAGAGAAAGCGAUUCUAGCAAACAAACCAGUCCUAUUAAGAUCAAGGGGACAGUUGUACUGAGGAAGAAAAAUGUUCUGAACUUCAAGGAUGCUGGUUCUGCCUUCCUUGAUCGAAUGCACGAGCUCUUUGGCAAACGCGUCAUCCUACAGCUCAUUAGUGCUGUCCAUGCUGAUCCUGGAAAUGGAUCAAAAGGGAAGGUGGGAAAACCAGCAAUCUUGGACUGGACAUCCAGCAAGACUUGGAUAUCAGUGGAAGAAGCUACAUUCAAUAUUACAUUUGAGUGGGAUGACUCAAUAGGUCUUCCUGGUGCUUUCAUUAUAAAGAACUUUCAUCAUAGCCAGUUUUACCUGAAGACCGUCGCUUUAGAAGAUAUUCCUGGACAUGGUGAAGUUCAUUUCAUCUGCAAUUCUUGGGUGUAUCCAGCACAUCGCUACAAGUACGAUCGGGUGUUUUUUAGCAACAAGACAUACCUGGCAUGCAACACACCAGAACCCCUUCGGCCAUACAGGAAUGAGGAGCUCAUUAAUCUUCAGGGUACAGGUUCUGGCAAACUCGAGGAAUGGGACAGGGUUUACGACUAUGCAGUCUACAAUGAUUUAGGACAUGAUCGACCAGUGAUUGGUGGGGGCAAGGAUUAUCCAUACCCCCGAAGGGGAAGAACAGGCCGUCCACUGACUAAAAGAGAUUCUAGCUUAGAGAGCCGGCUUCCACUUCUGAGUUUGAACAUUUAUGUUCCACGAGAUGAACGUUUCAACCAUGUGAAAUUUAUGGAUUUCCUUGGAUAUAGUGCCAAAUCAAUAGGUCGUGUCAUAAUUCCACAGCUUGCAUCUCUGUUAGCCAAACCUUUUAAUGAGUUCAGCAGCUUCAAACAUGUACAAAAAGUCUAUAAAGGUCGAGUUCCUGAUGACUCCACGGAAAGCAUGCCAUGGGAAAUGCUUAAAGGACAACUUCAUAAAUUUCCAAUUCCUCAUGUGAUAAAAGAAGAUAACUCUGCAUGGAGCACAGAUGAAGAGUUUGGACGUGAAAUGCUAGCCGGAGUCAACCCUGUGAUUAUCCAGCGUCUACAGGAAUUUCCACCCACAAGCAAGCUAAAUCCUGAAGUAUAUGGCGACCAAACCAGUAAAAUCACAAGGGAACAGAUUGAGAAAUACAUGGAUGGACUAACUGUGGAUGAUGCAAUUAAGUAUAACAGGCUAUUCAUCUUAGAUUAUCAUGACGCACUUAUGCCUUAUCUUAAUCGGAUUAACUCAACAUCCAAUAAGAUCUAUGCUAGUCGCACCAUCCUUUUACUCCAAGAUGAUGGAACAUUGAAGCCACUUGCAAUCGAACUGAGCUUACCACACCCACAAGGAGAUAAACAUGGUUCCAGCAGUCAAGUAUUUACCCCAUGUAAUGAUGAGAGUGCUGAAGGCUAUGUCUGGCAUCUGGCUAAAGCCUAUGUUGCUGUAAAUGAUUCUGGAUAUCAUCAGCUCGUCAGUCACUGGUUGAACACCCAUGCGGCAUUAGAGCCAUUUAUUAUAGCAGCAAACAGACAAUUGAGUGUGGUUCAUCCAAUCUAUAAACUUCUACAUCCUCACUUCCGCGAUACAAUGAACAUCAAUGCUUUGGCUCGUCAGAUCCUCAUUAAUGCAGGUGGAGUACUUGAGUUGACAGUAUUUCCAUCCAAAUAUGCCAUGGAAAUGUCUUCUUCCAUCUAUAAGAAUUGGGUUUUCACUGAGCAGGCACUCCCUGCAGAUCUACUUAAGAGAGGAGUUGCAGUACCAGAUCCAAGCCAGCCUCAUGGUCUUAGACUUCUGAUAGAGGAUUAUCCUUACGCCGUUGAUGGACUUGAGAUUUGGUCAGCAAUUGAAACCUGGGUGGACGAGUAUUGCUUAUUCUAUUACUUAGCGGAUGACAUGAUCCAAGGUGAUUCUGAACUUCAAUCAUGGUGGACAGAAGUUCGCAACGUGGGUCAUGGUGACUUGAAAGAUGAACCAUGGUGGCCUCAGAUGCAGACAAGAGCUGAGCUUGUCCAAACAUGCACCAUAAUCAUAUGGGUGGCUUCUGCUCUUCAUGCAGCAGUUAAUUUUGGGCAGUAUCCUUAUGCUGGCUAUCUCCCAAAUCGCCCAACCGUUAGCCGGCGCUUUAUGCCAAUGCCAGGCACUCCUGAGUAUGUUGAGCUUGAGUCAAACCAUGAGCGAGCCUACCUAAAGACCAUCACAGCCCAGUUCCAAACUCUUCUUGGCAUCUCUUUGAUAGAGAUGUUAUCCAUGCAUUCUUCAGAUGAGAUUUAUCUUGGACAAAGAGAUACUCCUGAAUGGACUUCUGACAGUCAACCACGACAUGCAUUUGAGGGAUUCCGUGACAAACUGGUAGAAAUCGAGAACAGAAUAAUGGAUAGGAACAAUGACAAUACAUUGAAGAACCGAAAAGGACCUAUACAGAUGCCUUAUACGUUACUCUACCCAAACGCGUCUGGUGACAAGAGUACUACUGGACUUACUGGAAAGGGAAUUCCCAAUAGCAUCUCAAUCUGAAGUCACAUGACAUAAAUGGAUCGCUGAAUCUGAAAUCACACAAGUUGAACAACCAGUGACAAUAAAUUUUUGUACAGCUAUUUUCUUAAGUUUACAUGUUUGAAAAAAUCGCUCAUUGAUUCUUGCUUCCUUAGAUCAUGAUUUCUACUAAAAAACCAAUUCUUAGACUCACUCAUCUUCUUCAGUAUAUGUUGUCCACAUAAGACCCAAACCUUGAACUGAAAUGAAGAGUGAGUCAAAAGAUUCAUCACUGAGAAACCCACCAUUUCUCGGUAAUGUUACAACUCUCAUAUAGUUAUUGUUAUCAUUUUCUUUUUGGAAUU